AUGUUUCGGAGAUUCUCGACCACCUUCAAGAGGUCCAAGGACUCCAAUGGGGACGCUGAGCCCACCAAGAACGGCAAGGAAAGCAAGCGGUUCUCCAAGGUCUCACCGGCGCGCAAGUCCACAUCCAACAAUGAGGAAUCCCACACAGUGAAGCGCGCCGAGGUGGUUGCAGUCUUUGAGAAGUAUGCGCAGGCCAUCCACGCGUCGCGCGACCCUCUGCCGAACCAGGGUGGCGACGGCACCUACCUGAAGCAUGAUCAGUCAUCGGGCUUGAUCAACGACAUCAAGUCUCUGGGUUUCCGCGAUGUAAACACCGUGAAGGAUCUAAUCAAGAGCAAAGCUUCUGGGGAGCUUGUUGAUGACAAGACCAUGCUCAUGGAGCGCAUCAUUCAGCUGGUCAGCGAUCUUCCUGGUCACUCGAAGAACCGGGUUGACCUCACCAACUCAUUCCUGGAUGAGCUGUGGAGCUCAUUGCCGCACCCGCCGCUAUCAUACAUGGGUGACGAGUACAGGUAUCGUUCGGCCGAUGGCUCAAAUAACAACCCGACGCUGCCAUGGCUUGGAGCUGCCAACACCCCGUACUCGCGCUCCAUUCCCCCUUUGACCAUUCAACCUGGUGGUCUGCCAGACCCAGGCCUGGUGUUUGACAGCCUCUACGCCCGUCAGAAGUUCACCCCGCACCCGAACAAGGUCUCCAGUGUUUUCUUCGACUGGGCCUCUUUGGUUAUUCACGACAUCUUCCAGACCGACUACCGCCAACAGCAUCUGAACAAGACAUCCGCCUAUUUGGAUUUGUCCAUUCUUUAUGGUGAUGUCCAGGAGCAACAGGAUUUGAUCCGUACCCACAAGGAUGGAAAAUUGAAGCCCGAUUGCUUCCAGGAGGGUCGCCUGCAGGCUCUGCCUGCCGCUUGUGGUGUGCUCCUGGUUAUGCUUAACCGUUUCCACAACUAUGUUGUCGAGCAGCUGGCUUUGAUCAACGAAAACGGUCGCUUCAACAAGCCCCGAGACGGUCUACCCGAGGACCAGGCUAAGGCGGCCUGGGCCAAGUACGACGAGGACCUCUUCCAAACCGGUCGUCUGAUCACUUGUGGUCUGUACAUUAACAUCACCCUGUACGAUUACCUGCGCACUAUUGUCAACCUGAACCGCACCAACUCCACCUGGUGCUUGGACCCUCGUGCUCAAAUGGAGAAGGCCGGGGCUACGCCGUCUGGUUUGGGUAACCAGUGCUCCGUCGAAUUUAAUCUGGCCUACCGCUGGCACUCGGCCAUCAGCCAGGGCGACGAGAAAUGGAUUGAGCAGGUCUAUUUUGACCUGAUGGGCAAGCCUGCCGAGCAGGUUACCAUGCCCGAGCUCCUCAUGGGUAUGAAGAAGGUUGAGGGUAUGCUGGACGCCGACCCAGCCAAGCGUACCUUUGCACACCUGAAGCGCCAGGAGGACGGUACCUUCAAGGAUGAUGAGCUGGUUGAGAUUCUGACUCACGCCUCUGAGGACGUGGCUAGCUCCUUCGGUCCCCGCAAUGUGCCCAAGGCUCUCCGUUCCAUUGAGAUUCUGGGUAUGGAAGCCGCUCGUCGCUGGCAGGUUGGAUCUCUGAACGAGUUCCGUAAGUUCUUCAAUCUGAAGACCUAUGAUACCUUCGAAGAGAUCAAUUCCGACCCGGAUAUUGCCAAUACGCUGCGCCACCUGUAUGAGCACCCUGACUACGUCGAGUUGUACCCCGGUAUCGUUUCCGAGGAGGCCAAGGAACCGAUGGUCCCUGGUGUUGGUAUCGCCCCGACCUAUACCGUUUCCCGUGCCGUGCUGUCUGAUGCUGUGGCUCUCGUCCGUGGUGACCGCUUCUACACCGUUGAUUACAACCCUCGCAACCUGACCAACUUCGGUUACAAUGAGGCCCGUUACGACCUCAACAUCAACCAGGGUUGUGUCUUCUACAAGCUGGCAAUGCGCGCAUUCCCCAACCACUACAAGCCUGACUCGAUCUACGCUCAUUACCCCAUGACUAUCCCCAGCGAGAACCGCAAGAUCAUGAAGGACCUUGGCCGGGAGCAGGACUACUCGUAUGACCGUCCUCAGUACACCCCGCCGCGUGUCAACCUCCAGUCCCACCAGAACGUCAAGCAGGUCCUGGACAACCCCAAGGACUUUGGCUACGCCUGGAGCAGCGCUAUGGAGAAGCUGUUUGGCAGGGGUGAGUACGACGCUAAGCACCACGAGGCGAUGGGCAAGGCUAUGGGCACCGAGGAGUUUUCCAGUCUCGUCAAGAAGUUCUACGAGGAUACUACCCUCCGUCUGCUUCAGGAGAAGAGUGCCAAGCUUGCUGGCAUUAACCAGGUGGAUAUCACUCGCGAUGUCGGCAACCUGGCCCACGUCCACUUCGCCUCCAACCUCUUUGGCCUGCCACUAAAGACCGAGGAGAACCCGCGUGGUUUGUUCACCGAGCACGAGCUAUACAUGAUCCUGACCAUCAUCUUCUCGGCGCUCUUCUUCGACAUGGACCCCACCAAGUCGUUCCAGAACAACCGCGCCGCUCACGCCGUCGCCCAGCAGCUCGGGUCUGUCGUCGAGGCGUCUGUCAAGGCGGACACCGGCCACGGUCUUCUGUCCGGCAUCAUGGGCGGCUUCAAGUCGCACGACAAUGCCAUCCGCGAGCACGGCACUGCUGCAAUCAAGCGUCUGCAGGAGAGCGGCCUCAACACAUCCGAGAUCGCCUGGUCGCAGAUUCUCCCGACCGUCGUCUCGAUGGUACCCAACCAGGGCCAGAUCUUCACCCAGAUCGUCGAGUACUACACCUCCCCCGAGGGCAAGAAGCACCUGCCUGAGAUCAACCGUCUAGCCAAGACGGACUCCAAGGAAUCGGACGAGAAACUGUUCCGCUACUGCCUGGAAGCCAUCCGCAUCAACGGCACCUUUGGCUCAUACCGCCAGGCCCAGUCCAAUGCGACUGUGAACGACAGUGGCAAGCAAGUCGAGAUCAAGGCCGGCGACAAGAUCUUUGCCUCCUUCGUCCAGGCCAACCACGACCCCAGCGUCUUCCCCGAGCCCAGUGAGGUGCUCCUCGACCGCCCGCUGGACUCGUACCUGAACCACGGCCAGGGCCCCAACACCGCCCUGGGUCAGGAAGCCAGUAAGCUCGCCAUGGUCUCCAUGCUGCGCGUUGUUGGCCGUCUGGAAAACCUCCGUCGUGCUCCCGGUCCUCAGGGCCAGAUCAAGAAGAUUCCCCAGGAGGGCGGCUACUAUGCCUACCUGCGCCAGGACGAGAGUGCCUACUUUGCCUUCCCGAUGUCUCUCAAACUGCACUGGGAUGGCGAUGCCACUGCUGCGAAGCGUUCUGUUACCAACGCGUAG
Molecule: messenger RNA, 3345 nt
Organism: Penicillium riverlandense
Lineage: Eukaryota; Fungi; Ascomycota; Eurotiomycetes; Eurotiales; Aspergillaceae
Product: peroxidase/cytochrome P450 family protein
Exons: 8
Coding region: 1-3345 (1114 amino acids)
Biological process (GO): response to oxidative stress
Molecular function (GO): monooxygenase activity; oxidoreductase activity, acting on paired donors, with incorporation or reduction of molecular oxygen; iron ion binding
Source: RefSeq, a predicted model, not a curated record